Messenger RNA from Sinocyclocheilus grahami, 3137 nucleotides. Its product is annotated as golgin subfamily A member 2. NCBI's taxonomy places the organism in Eukaryota, Metazoa, Chordata, Actinopteri, Cypriniformes, Cyprinidae. The coding region runs from base 53 to 1552 and encodes 499 amino acids. The transcript has 12 exons. The record is from RefSeq and is a predicted model, not a curated record. Gene Ontology annotation, biological process: Golgi organization. Gene Ontology annotation, cellular component: Golgi apparatus; Golgi cisterna membrane; Golgi cis cisterna. Gene Ontology annotation, molecular function: protein binding.
CGCGAUCAUCUGAUGACGUGGUGUCGUUGGCUUCGCUCAGCAGCGCGAGAGGAUGGCGGACCAGAACAGGCAAAUCAAACUCGCUGCAGCCAAGAAAAAGGUUAGUAUCCCACAUCACUCUGUGUUUAGAGAGUCCAAUUACACAUAUAACAGAUUCUUUGUGUUACACCAUAUCACCGCCUGUUUGCCUUUCAUUUGUCCUCUCUCUCUCUUUGGUUUUCUAUGCAUGCUGACACGUCAGACACGCAACCAGGAGCUGGCAGUGGCUCUGGACUCCAGCGCGCUCACAAACACUCAGCUCUCGUCCAAACUCGAGACACUGACGAAGCAGUCUCAGGAGCUUUCUGAUCAACUACAGAAGGAGCGGAAAGAGUUUGAGCAGAAGUUCACUAAGGAGCAGGGAGCGAUGCGUGAACAGCUACAGGUUCACAUUCAGACCAUCGGCAUCCUGGUGUCUGAGAAAUCAGAGCUACAGACGGCUCUGUCUUACACACAGCAGGCAGCGCGACACAAGACAGGUGUGUGUGAGCUUGAGUGUGAGAGAGAGAGAGAGAGAGAGUGUGUGUGUCUGCAGGAGAAGUGCGGAGAGCUGGCGUCUGCGCAGGAGCACAGGGAUCAGUGUCUGGAGAAACUGAACCAGCUGGCUAGAGAUAACGAUGAGCUGAAGACUGAGGUGCAGGAGCUGCUAAACAGCUCGGCUCUGAACACCUCACACGAGGAGUUUAUUCACUCUGCUCUGUCGCGUCUGGAGGAAGAGCGAGAUGAGAUGAGCCGCCGGUUCGAGGAGGAGAGGAGACUUCAUCACGCUGUUCGACAGCAGAUGGCAGCCAUGAGCCACGAGCAGCAGCAGCAGCAUCACCACCACAGCACAGGAGGCUCUGACGGGGUCCCGGUGGAGGUGCACGAGGCUCUGCGGCUGGCCAUGGAGAAACUCCAGGGGCGUUUCACGACGCUCAUGCAGGAGAAGGUGGAUCUGAGGGAGCGACUGGAGGAGCUGGAGCACCGCUGCGUUCAGCUGUCAGGAGAAACAGACACCAUCGGUGAAUACAUCGCGCUGUAUCAGAACCAAAGAGCCAUCAUGAAACAAAGACACUAUGAGAAGGAGCAGUACAUCAGCAUGCUGGCCAAAGACAAGGAGGAGAUGAAGGCGAAGCUAGCGGAGCUGCAGGAUCUGGUCAUGCGUCUGGUGGGCGAGCGUAACGAGUGGUACAGCAGAUACAUGAGCGCCAUUGGUAACCCUGACCUCCUGUCCUCUGGAGGAGAACGCCUCCAUCCUGCUGACGGACACACGGAAAGCCCAGCCGUUCUGGAGCUGAGCGCAGCGGUGGAGGCGUCUACAGCGCAUCAGUCCAGCACAGACCCACAGACUCAAUCCCAGAGUCCAGAGAGGCCUGGAUCCGCACCGGACGGCACGGCCCGCCAGAUCAUGCAGCUCCUGCAGGAGAUCCAGAACCCUCAGGCCAGACCCGCUCCCUUCCUGGGAGAAAACCCCUGCAUCCCGUUCUUCUACCGGCCCGACGAGCACGACGAGGUCAAGAUCCUGGUGGUCUGACAGCGUCCGUCUCAUCCGAAUCUUUCCUGCUUGGCUUCUGGCGAAAAGGACACACGUAUUAAAUGGGUUUUCCCUCUCUGUUUCUCUGGUUUCUACAGCGAAUAAGAGAAAUUUGAUGACUUCUGAAGCUUCCCGGUUCCGCUCGGUUUGUCUGUAAACCAGUUAAUCCAUAAGAAUAUCAGUUUUUGUCCCUCUCCCAUUUGUCCUCUUUCACUUUAUCAAACAAGUGCAAUAGACAGGUGACACCUCAGUGAUUCAUAUCAGUAUGAUUCAGAUCGUGAACUCCUUAUGUAAUGAACUCGCACACUAACUAGGGUACAGUAAUGAGUAAUACUGAAAUGAUAAAGCAGGUCUGGACCGAGAUGAUGAAGUGUUUUCUGAGAGCAUCAGAUAAUGAAGUGUUUAUGUAGGGCAGAUUACUGAGAAGGAAAUUAAUCGGAAGUAAACAUUUAUUGAUGAAUCAUUCGAUCUGAUUCGAUGCUUUAUGCAUCACAUUGUAGGUUAGAAUCGAGCCGAGAGUGUUCAGUGGACACAAGAAGUUUACAACCGAGUUGUUUUGCUUUUCUAAUUGGGAUUUAUUGAAAGAUGUAGUUAUAAUUUCUUCCCUAAAAACACACAAGCACCUGUUUUUUGUAGACUGCGUGACGUCGAAGCUUUCGAGAUGUCGGCGAUUGUUUGCGGCUAACUUUAUGACUCUAGCGUCCGUCAGCCGAGAGUUUGGAGUGGCGUGUGUAUGUGGAGUGAAUGAUAGCGCGUUUAUGAGAGCUGGACAUAUACUAGAGAAUAUAUGAAGAUAUAUUGAACGGUGAAUUCAUUCAUAAACAUCCUCCAUCAUCAGAUUUGGCAACACUUUCUGUGAAGAUGACGCUCUUCCUCAUGUCUUGCAAUUGUAUGUUUUUGUAAAUAAAUGUAAUCGCAGCUACACCUUUAAAGAGUGUGAUGCAUUUUGCAUGCAUUAUGCUGUUUAGAAGUGAAUGCAUAUUAAUCUACAGGUACUUACAAAAACAUUCAACCAAUUCUGAAGUAGAAUGCAUUGUGCAUUGCUCUCUAAUGCAUUGUAUUUACACGCAGGCUUCAUAGAAAGUGUUGCCGUAUCUGUAUUCACCUGAAGAAUUGAACACGUGUAUGCGGUUAUAACUGGAAGGCGUGUGGAUCGAGUUUACAUCUGAAUACUGUGUUUCACCCUGCUGCACUUUUGUGAGUGUCGAGCUUCUGCAUCAUUUCUAUCUGCGCUCUCCAUGUAUGAAUAUAUUUUCCAGUGAUUGUUUUGGGCGUGGGCUUUAAUCAGACGUUGAUUGUUUCGCGUGUUCAUGUAACAGACGUGUAAAUAGUGUAACUGUGUAUCAUACUGUAUAUUGACUGGAGGAAGGCUUGCGUUUGUCUGCUGAAGACUCAGUGCGAAGAGAGGACGGGAUGUUAGUGUGGUUUCAUACUGCGGCUGAACUAAAGGAGAAUUCUAUUUAUUUGGGAUAGUUACACACUAAUCUGCUUUACUCUAGACUGAUGGAACACAAUGAAGGAAUAAUGAGUAGUUCGAGUGAUGAUUUUCCUCCUAAAUAAACCUGAUUGAGCAAAAUGAAGACCA